Messenger RNA from Paramacrobiotus metropolitanus, 909 nucleotides. Its product is annotated as probable ATP-dependent RNA helicase DDX23. Gene Ontology annotation, biological process: mRNA splicing, via spliceosome. Gene Ontology annotation, cellular component: catalytic step 2 spliceosome. The transcript has 7 exons. Bases 1 to 909 code for a protein of 302 amino acids. NCBI's taxonomy places the organism in Eukaryota, Metazoa, Tardigrada, Eutardigrada, Parachela, Macrobiotidae. The record is from RefSeq and is a predicted model, not a curated record. Gene Ontology annotation, molecular function: RNA binding; ATP binding.
AUGUACGAGGAUAAUAAAAUUUAUGCGGUGAUUAAGAAAGUGGGCUACGCCUCGCCCACCCCGAUUCAACGGCAGGCCAUCCCGGUGGGUCUGCAUUACCGGGACAUUAUCGGCGUGGCGGAGACGGGCAGCGGGAAGACGGCGGCCUUCUUGAUCCCGCUGCUGACCUGGAUCACCUCGCUGCCCAAGAUGGUGCAGCACGUCGACAUCGACCAGGGUCCGUACGCCAUUAUUAUGGCGCCGACGCGCGAGUUGGCGCAGCAGAUCGAGGAGGAGACCAUCAAGUUCGGCACGCCCCUCGGCGUCCGCACCGUCGCCGUCAUCGGAGAAAGGAGAGUCGUCGUUGUGCUGUUCUUUGUGGGCGGCGACGUGUGUGACGAGGGCGAUGUGGAAACCCGGGUGCGGCAGGAGCGUUGCGAUGCGGGAAUGCUGGCGAGUAGUCCAGCUCCAGCUGGGCCGUUGCCCGAUGAGCUGCGUUCCAUGUGGCAUGGAGCGAAACUCUUCGUGCAGCGGCUUGGCUGGAUUGAUUUCCAGAUUAUGCAAUCUGCACCAAUAUUCCCACCGAGCACCUUGCUGGAUAGCUUGGAUGUGGACCAACAUGAGCUGGAUGGGUUCGAUUGUUUAAAAAAGCGGGUGCUUGAUGGAGGAGGAUUCGAGCCGCCGAUUAUUAUUUUCGUCAACCAGAAGAAGGGCGCCGAUGUGCUGGCCAAGGGCCUGGAGAAGCUCAACUACUCGGCCACCACCCUGCACGGCGGGAAAUGGCAGGAGCAGCGUGAGUUCGCCCUGUCCUCGCUGAAGAACGGGAGCAAGGACAUUUUAGUGGCGACGGACGUGGCCGGGCGCGGCAUCGACAUCCAGGAAGUGUCCCUGGUGAUUAACUACGACAGCUGUAUAAGCAAUUGCAGUUGA